UGUGUUUUAUUUUCAGCUCAAGCUUGUGCAGAUGUUCUGGCAUUAGCCAAAGAAGCUAGAAAGCGAAAUCUUGGUCCUCUUCAUCCUUCCUUUAAUGUGAUAAAGAUAAUAAGAGAGGGACUAAUGAGAAAUCUUCCUGAAAACACUCACCAGUUGUCAUCGGGCAGACUGUGUAUUUCACUAACCAGAGUAUCAGAUGGUAAAAAUGCAUUGAUAUCUAAUUUUAACUCUAAAGAAGAAGUUGUCCAGGCUUUAAUCUGUAGUUCAUUUGUCCCUAUUUAUUGUGGCCUAAUUCCACCAUCGUUUAGAGGUGUGCGCUACGUGGAUGGAGGAAUCAGUGACAACUUACCUCACUAUGAAUCUAAGAAUACCAUCACAGUUUCGCCUUUUGCUGGGGAGUGUGAUAUCUGUCCAAAGGGGAAUUCUGCCAAUUUUCAUGAAAUGAAUGUGACCAACACCAGCAUUCAGCUCAGUUUGGGUAACCUUUAUCGUUUAACACAAGCACUCUGUCCACCAGAACCUAAGGUACUAGGAGAGAUCUGUGAGCAAGGAUAUUCAGAUGCUCUUAAAUUCUUGAAGGAGAAUGGUAUGUUAACACUUGUGAAUAAUUAUCGAUGA
Molecule: messenger RNA, 618 nt
Organism: Balearica regulorum gibbericeps (East African grey crowned-crane)
Lineage: Eukaryota; Metazoa; Chordata; Aves; Gruiformes; Gruidae
Source: RefSeq, a predicted model, not a curated record